This is a messenger RNA of Trypanosoma brucei brucei TREU927, 2901 nucleotides long. RefSeq lists its product as hypothetical. The record is from RefSeq and is a predicted model, not a curated record. Gene Ontology annotation, cellular component: nucleus. Lineage: Eukaryota; Euglenozoa; Kinetoplastea; Trypanosomatida; Trypanosomatidae. Gene Ontology annotation, molecular function: RNA binding. The transcript has a single exon. The coding region runs from base 1 to 2901 and encodes 966 amino acids. Gene Ontology annotation, biological process: poly(A)+ mRNA export from nucleus.
AUGUUGUCGAACACGGGAGGUUACUCACGGCAUUCCCAUGUUCUUGGGUUUCGUAAGGAUGCCGCGACAUUGCAGUGUGCUCUGUGCCCCGCUCUGCGUGCAAAGGGUCGGUGUAAAGCUUACCAGUUGGAAACGAGGCUUCGAGCGGAAUUAGCGGCUCAGAAAGAACGGGAAUUGCGUACGACGGCCAUGCAGUUGUACUCAUUGCAAGAGGAGAUACUUCAAAGGGGGAGGGAGCAAGGCGUGGACACUUCUGAGGGUGAUAAACAAGCGGUUGUGGAAAAAAUUGUGGGGGAGUUAAAGAAGGAACAAUCAUACGUGAGGUGGAAUCUCGAUGUUGAGGUCGUUGAGCGCAUGACGUUGUUGCGCACCAGGCCCUGUAGGUACUCCCAUCAGCGGGAUCUCCUCACUGUCCUGAAGCCACGGAAAGGUACGGCAAAGCUUGGAAGCAAACAUAUGGAGAAGGCCCAAGGGGAACUUGGCGCAGCGGCCUCCGGUGGGGCGGAGAAUCGGCUUUCGGAGGAACAUAGACGAAUCUUUGAAGGACUUUCACCAUUACAGAAGUGUGUCGUUUGCUUACUAUGGCAGCGUACCUUUGAGAUACCUCAGAAGGUAGUUUGUGAUGUGCGGCGCCAGGUGGAGGUCGAAAGGGGGUACGACUCUGAUGACCAAGAAGAUGCUGCUGUUGUGGAUGCUGCGAUUGAGGAAGAGGAGCGGCGUGUUGUGACCGUCACAACGUGUCGUUUAUCAAUCGGUUCCGUUGACCUGUCAUCACUCCCAUCGGUUGCCGCAUACAUAGCUCGGCAUCCCAACGAGCCUAUCAUCCGUACUGAGACUUGGGAGCAUUUUACGGUGUGGGAUGCGAAGAGCAAAUCCAGGCGGUCUGCCUUACUACCAUCCAGUUUGACAGAAAAACAGGUGGAUCUCAGCACAGCCGCUUGUGCGCACGAGGUGAUGGGGGCUGUUGUGUGGGCGCUACGCACUAUGGAUGAAGAGAGGAGGCUUCAAAGCGAUCCCAAUGAACGAAGGCAGGAACGUUCGAGACAACAGCGCCACACUCAGGGGAAAUCGGCAGCUGUAGUUCUUCGAACUUUAACGUUACGUCGAUGCUCCAUUACAGCAGCAGAUGCUCUCGUUGCUGCUCUUCGCAAGUACAAGUUGGAUACCACGCUUCUCGCACUCGACGUGAGCGACAAUAGGCUGAUGUGUCUCCGUUUCCUCUUUGCGCUGCGUGCACACUUUGCAGAACGGUUGCUUCGACUUUCGCUAGCGAAUAACCCAAUCACCCGCAAACCAGAUUACCGAGAACAAGUUCGCAAGUCACUGCCUAAACUUACGAGCCUUGACGGUGUCGCAAUACGGCGCCCGCCGCUGCGGUUUCCACAUCCGUCGCUACUCUCGUAUACUUUAGCAGGCGGAGCUGCCACUGCUUCCGCAACCUCCACCACUGUGCGACCAAAAGAGCACAGUACGAUGAGUGACACUGAAUUAGAGCAAGUGAUGGAUGCAGUCUCACGGUUCUUCUACAUAUGGGAAACACGCCGUGUUCCGUGGACAGCCGCGGAACUGCGACACAUCAGAGAUCAGGGAGGGACCCGAUGCCGUGGGAGAAACAAGGUGUCAAAGAGGCGCCGUGGAGAAGGCACUGGGCUAGCUAUUACUUCUUUGGAAGACGGUGAGGAGGAGCCGUGUGUUCCGCCCGAAGAAGACCUCGACGAUGACAAUUUUCACCACCGUUAUUUGCACCCUUAUGCUACGUUCUCGUUGAGCGUUCACGAAGGUCUUUCAUUUUUCGCAUCAGAUAUCAUGCGAGUAGAUGCAGAGGUGGAGAUGGAUAAAAACUACACUGGGAUGCGCCUCUCAUCACUCGACGCUUCUGAGCUUCGGGUAUUCGACGUGUCAAUGAAGAACAGUAGUCGCAAUUUACUUUUAGGGCGUUCCGUGUUGCAUCGUCACGCUCGGGGAUCGCUUAGCUGUUACACGGCGUAUAAGUGUACUUUGUAUCCGCCCUCGUUGUCUGUGUGCCAUCACUUCCCCGCUGCUGUUGUCUCAGCGUCGAAAAUUAUCUGUGCGGCUGUGAAUGCAGAGCCACGUAAGCAACAGCGUCAAGAAAAGCAGAAUUCUCAUCGGAAGCAAUCAAAGGGAGACACUGGUAAUGCACACGAAAGCAAAACAGGCGCUACCGUGUUUUUUCCCAACCGCACCCGUAAGCCGACGUUUUAUACCGUAACGAUACACGGUUUGAUGACCUGGCGAGCUCCCAGCAUGAAGCGGUGUGAAUGUGUUCGUGCUGCGUAUGACCGUGUUAUGACACUCGUGGAGAACACAGUGUAUGGGGAGGACACCGUUGAGGGUCGGCGGAGCGCGCCACUGUUGAUUUUCAACGACCAACUGCAUCUUCGCCCAGCAGGGAGAUGUGAUGACGCGACUACGGUUUGUCAUGUGACGCCAACGCUUGAGUAUGUGACACGGCUUGUGGUGGAGUUCGGGUUAGAAGCGUGUGUGGAUGGGGCGAGGCUUGUGCGGGCGGUGGCGGAGCGGUCGACAAGCGACGCCUCGACACACGCCGCGUUGACAGUGUUAGUAUUUGGAUCUGUGGAGUCAUGUGAGAGCAAAGGGGAAGAGGUGGGAUCACCAAAUGUGAGUGCUUCUGGUACUGUUCAUAGUACUGCUGUUGAUCACGAUGAUCCCACUAAUGGCGUCGAGCAAACUCUUCCCCACUUUGAUAUCUAUUCAGUGCUUACCUCAGAGAAUUGGACAGUAGCGGACAAUGGUUGUGCAGUUGUUGAAUGCCCACCACAUAGGGUGACGCUUGCGGAUGUGGAUGCGGCGGUGGCAGCAAGUAACAGCCGCUACACGUUUUCGUUCAGCGUGGAAAAGGGAGAGUUGGGCGGAACGUGA